CAGUAACGCAAAUAGUAGAACAUCAGGAAAAUGUACAAAUAGACUGUCAAAUUACAAACAGUCAUAACAUUGUACAUAAUGAAAGGGAAAUGGCUAUUGAAACAGAUGAAGAAAUUGCAGUUACAAAGCCUAUAAAUUUUAAACAUAUUAAAGAAGGUAAGAAUCUGUAACUGCUUACAUACAUCUCUAUUUUUAUAUAAAAAAUUUUAUCCAAUUUUUGUUAAUAUAAACAUUACAGCUUUUAUGUCUUUUUGCCACAGGAAUACUAACUAAGAUUUUUACAAUUAUUGAAGAAGUAAAAUUUGAAAUGACUACAAUAAGAAAAAAUCAACAAGAAAUAAAAGGAAAAAUAGAUGCUUUAGUAGCAACAAAUAACAAUAUAAGGAUAAAUAAAUUCAGUCACCUACUUCCAAUCACCUCUUUAGAAUCUUUCAACGAAAUUGAUAACUCUUUGGCAAACUCUCAAGAAGACUUUGCAUCUUUGAUAAAAUAUCUCAAUUUUGCAUCUGGAGAUACAGUAAACCAACUGGUGCCAUCGGUAAUGAAAAUUAUUAUGAAAAAAACUGUUUCCAUACACUUUAGUGGUUGCGGGAAGAAAAAGAAACUCGACUUUUCUGCUACAAAAAUUGCUGCUGCAGUUUUUGAAAUAGUAUCAAGGAAAUUGCCAAAUGCAACAAGAGAUGAAACAUUCAAAAAAAUGUCAAAGUUUCUUGCUGAAAGCGGAGACAGAGAAGGAGGAAGAAAAAACAGGUCCAACUCAUCAGCCAAUUAAUCUGAAGUUUCUUCAGUUAUUUAUUUUUGAAAUAUUAUUUUUUUUCUUUCAUGUUCAAUUCAAAAUUUUUUUUUAAUGCUUUUAAAUUUAAUGAUAACAGUGAUAUAAUUUCUGUUCUUCCUUUUACUAACACUCAUUGUUUCUAAUGUUUAUUUGUUUAAGAGAGUGUAAGAAUAUUGCAUUUUUUAUGUUAA
This is a messenger RNA of Wasmannia auropunctata (little fire ant), 966 nucleotides long. RefSeq lists its product as uncharacterized. NCBI's taxonomy places the organism in Eukaryota, Metazoa, Arthropoda, Insecta, Hymenoptera, Formicidae. The transcript has 3 exons. Bases 308 to 772 code for a protein of 154 amino acids. The record is from RefSeq and is a predicted model, not a curated record.